Planococcus citri (citrus mealybug) is the source of this 1214-nucleotide messenger RNA. RefSeq lists its product as uncharacterized. The record is from RefSeq and is a predicted model, not a curated record. The transcript is spliced from 6 exons. Lineage: Eukaryota; Metazoa; Arthropoda; Insecta; Hemiptera; Pseudococcidae. The coding region runs from base 166 to 1098 and encodes 310 amino acids.
UAUAAGCACGCCUCAGUAAUAACAUUUUUAUUUUUAUUUCUAAUUUUAUUUAUUUUUCAAUCCAUUCAACGCAUUCGUGGACAGAAGGUACCAAGGUACUCACAGUUCUGUUCCUUAAAAUCAUCAUUUAAUUUAUGGAUUCGUGUUCAUUUAAGAAUCUGUAAAAUGAAAAUUCUUGGUGUAGGCCUAAUUGGCUUUGUGAUAACUUCAUUACACAUAUUAUGUUACAUUGCGGAUGCUGCGAAUACAGAUACGCCUGCUGUUAUUGCAAACCUGGGAUCAGAAUUACGAGUGAUUCCGAUUGAUAUUAAGGAAGGUGACGAUACCUACAUUACUUGUAACUUUAAACGAAGUUCAACCAAAACUGAUAAAAUUAAUUGGUUUCAUAACGAUACGCAGAUAUCGACUGACUUUAAAGCUGGUAUCAUAGCUUCAGAUGAACAUCUAGCACUACAAAAAGUUAGUAAAUUAUCAGCUGGAAAAUAUUUCUGCCAAGUUACAACCUCGAAUGGAACCGUGAACAGUAAUCCUGUGCUUGUAAAUGUUAAAGAUAAUCCACAACUCCAAAAUAAUGCUGCUACUUCUAUACAUCCUAGUACAGAAAAUGAACCUGCGACCAAACUCGAAAACACCUCAGAUACUCGUUUUGAACUUCCCGGCUUCAACAAAGAUUUUCUAAAUACCCUGGUAGCAGGCCAAAAUGAGACCAGGAAGUUUGAAACCAUCGAAUACGUUUUUGAUUACACUCGAAAUGCCAAUGGAGAUGUUACGUUCUUGUGGCAGAAAGGAAAAGAUUCGGUUGAAAUGCAGUUCAGAUACAGCGAAGGCAAAAUUAUCCAAUUUUGGGCUCUCCCAGGAGCUAGUAUUUUUCUAACUGUGACUCCUCAAGGCGAUAAGGAGCAGACUUGGAGCUUUGAGAAGUAUACGUACACAUAUAGCAAUUCGGCAAAAAAUGGAUUUUCUAGUAAAUGGACAGGCAAAGUCGAUGUGAAAGCAGAAUACUUGGAAUUAUUGGGGAUUUAUCAAGAUCUCAUCUCGAAAUGGUGUGAUAAGAAUUCUUUUAUAGUGAAGGAGAAGAAAGAAUGUGUUAUUUAUUAAUUACAUGAACUUUUUUUUUUUUUUUUGCUAAAUCACAUUACAUAAUUUAUAUCAAGUAGGUAUGUUGAUCUGCAAAAAUGUAUCAUAAUUUUACAAAUAUAAUAUGCAUACUCGUA